This is a messenger RNA of Diospyros lotus (date-plum), 2493 nucleotides long. Its product is annotated as beta-glucosidase 46. The record is from RefSeq and is a predicted model, not a curated record. NCBI's taxonomy places the organism in Eukaryota, Viridiplantae, Streptophyta, Magnoliopsida, Ericales, Ebenaceae. The transcript is spliced from 12 exons. Bases 913 to 2493 code for a protein of 526 amino acids. Gene Ontology annotation, biological process: carbohydrate metabolic process. Gene Ontology annotation, molecular function: beta-glucosidase activity.
UAAUCGAUGCAUUUGGAAAGUUAGACGAUACUGCAAGAUUAUGUCUCCCCACCACCGUUCAUAAUUACCUUUUCUGAGGGUUUCAUGUUUCAAUCAAACCCUGGUCUCUGUCAUUUCUCGUUGGCAAGCACCGGAUGGAUUUCAUUGGAAGUAAUCUUCUUCUCGAUGUCAAUUUCUUUGUUUGUUUCACUUUCACCAACUUGGUUGGCAUUUUACUCGGUGCUCAAUGAAGUGCUCAUUAGAAUCAAUCUAGUCUUCUGAAUCUUGACUGCGAAAUAAGAUCAGAUCAAUUAUUCUUCAGUUUGUAGAGGAGUUUAUUUGUUGCCUUAUAGAAUAUUCUUUAGCUUGUUUUAGAAGGUAUGUAAAUCAUGUCCAGGCUUCAUUUUCUUCUUUGUGAAGAUAUUUACAGAAUAUUCCCUACCAUCUUUGUCUGAAACCUUUGAUUUCAUUGAAGAAACUAGAAAUUAUGACAAACCAAUUAUUAUGAUAUCUUUAAAUUCAUCUAAUUUUCCAAAUUUCCCAUGGAAAAUAGGAAAUGUACUUUUCUCUUUCAAUCAAAAAGUGGCGGCCAAAAGAUAUAUUAGAUAUGUAUAUGCUGACAGUAACAGGCAAACUAUAUUUUAUGAUACUUUCUCAAUGUACCAAAUAUUUUGUUGAUCAAUACAGUGAAACAGGAAUUCCCACAUGGUAAUAGGUUGCACCAUGUAUCCACUUUUGCCAGUCUGCCUGUCCAUAGCAAAACCUGAUUUGGCAGAAUCAACACGGUGUAAUGGGUAUAUUUCCCCCUUGUUUGCUCCAUCCCAGACAUACUCCUAUUUAUACACCUCUGAACCCCCAAAUGGGAAAUUGCACAUCGUUUACCUUUCUCUCUGGAUGAUUGGUUAAUAGACGGGAGCACUGUUAAUCAUUUCCAUGGAACUUCCUCUCUCUAUUCAUGCUUUGUUUGUGUUUGAGAUUUGCUUCUCAAUUCUCAUGGUAUCAUGCAAGUUAAUAGUCAUGAAAGCAAGUGAAUAUCCAUCUCCAUUUCCAAGCAACUUCCUGUUUGGAACUGCUUCAUCUUCUUACCAGUUUGAAGGAGCUUUCUUGAGUGAUGGAAAAGGCCUCAACAACUGGGAUGUUUUCACUCACAAGCCUGGUAAUAUUCUGGAUGGAACUAAUGGAGAUAUUGCUGUUGAUCAUUACCAUCGAUAUCUGGAGGACCUAGAUCUCAUGGAAGAUAUUGGAGUGAACAGCUUUCGGUUCUCUAUAUCAUGGGCAAGAAUUCUACCUAAGGGGAGAUUUGGAGAAGUGAAUAUGGCAGGGGUCAGGCACUACAGCAAACUGAUUGAUGCACUUCUCUAUAAAGGGAUCCAACCUUUUGUGACAUUGACUCAUUAUGACAUCCCUCAAGAACUUGAAGAUAGAUAUGGAGCUUGGCUAAGUCCCAAAGUUCAGGAUGACUUCAGAUACUAUGCAGAUGUGUGUUUCAAGUACUUUGGGGACCGAGUGAAAUAUUGGGUCACCUUCAAUGAACCAAAUGUUGUCGUAAUUCGUGGUUACAGAUCAGGGAUCUACCCACCCUCUCGUUGCUCCGGCUCAUUUGGAAACUGUACAAAUGGAGAUUCAGAGAGAGAGCCCUUUAUUGCAGCACAUAACAUUAUCCUGUCCCAUGCGGCUGCUGUUGAUAUUUACCACACCAAAUACCAGAGAACACAAGGAGGUGGCAUAGGGAUUGUAAUGAAUGCCAUCUGGUUUGAGCCCAUCAGCAAUUCAUUCGAAGAUAAGUUGGCAGCUAAGAGAGCUCAAUCUUUCUACAUGAACUGGUUCUUAGACCCAGUCAUACUAGGAAAAUAUCCAGAGGAGAUGCAUGAGAUUCUGGGACCAGAUCUGCCCGUAUUUUCAGAAAGUGAUAUGAAGAUGCUGAAGUGGGGAUUGGACUUCAUUGGUAUCAACCAUUACACUAGUUUUUAUGUCAAAGACUGCAUAUUCUCUUUAUGUGAACAGGGACCAUCUAGGAUAGAAGGUUUCAUUCAGAAGACUGCACUGAAGGAUGGAGUCUUUAUAGGAAAACCUACUGCAGUCGACUGGCUAUAUGUUCACCCUCAAGGAAUGGAAAAGAUUGUGACAUAUAUCAAGGAUAGAUACAAUAACACACCAAUGUUCAUUACAGAAAAUGGUUAUGGUGAAGGGAGCAAUCCCAAUUCCACAAUUGAAGCUUCCCUUGGUGAUAAUGAAAGAGUGAAGUACACGAAUGGCUACUUAAAUGCCUUAGCAGCAGCAAUAAGGAAAGGAGCAGAUGUGAGAGGUUACUUCACCUGGUCCUUGCUCGACAACUUUGAGUGGAUAUGUGGCUACACUAUAAGGUUCGGGCUUCACCAUGUUGAUUAUGCCACUCUAAAGAGAUCUCCGAGACUGUCUGCAACUUGGUACAAGCAUUUCAUUUCCAGCCAUAAGGCUAAGACUUACCUCUCUGCCCAGAAUCUAUCAAAGAAACCAAAUAGAUAUUGGGUUUAA